AUGUCUCCCGAAAGCAAAUUGGAAGUCGCAUACCCAAACAAUGACACAGAGUUCAUGGGCACUCUUCACCACGCCUUGUUAUGCGCACAAGCUGAGAUAAAACUUUACGGCCAUCGUCAUAUUGGAAUUCUGUACCCUGACAGUGAAUUUUCCACCGCCUACGAAACAGCGGCAGAAGAACUAGAUCAGGCGGAUUACAUGAAUUUAGAUAUCGCCGUCGACGACAGCGGAAGUGGAACCCUCGAAGCCGAGGACAUCAAACUCGUGCAAACUGUUCUCGACACGAAACAGUAUCACGAGAACGAGUUGGCGUAUGAGGCUAUGAUCGAUAAACUUACAAAUGGUACCUUUGAUACCAGUCAGGAGGGACGAAAUCAGGGAUCUGGCGCCACGCGCGAGGAUGCCAGGAUAUUCAAGGAGCAGGAGGAGGAGUAUGAGGCUAUGAUCGAUGGAAUUAUACAGGGGACGUAUGAUAGUGAACAUUAUGGUCGAAGCUAUGAUUCUGUUGUUGUUUAUUCUACAAGUAACUCAGAUGAUGAGCAUUUGGACGGAAAUGGUCAUGCUGAGGCGUCUGAGAAGGUUGGUGAAAGGUUAAGCGAGGAGUUGGAAUACGGGUUACAACUUGAUCAUCGCUCUAAUGCUCCUUCUCCGGAUGAAAUGGACGUCUCGUCUUCUCACAUUCAAAGAGGAAGUUCAGAAGAAAGUUUCGUUUAG
Messenger RNA from Glarea lozoyensis ATCC 20868, 714 nucleotides. RefSeq lists its product as uncharacterized. The record is from RefSeq and is a predicted model, not a curated record. Bases 1 to 714 code for a protein of 237 amino acids. The transcript has a single exon. NCBI's taxonomy places the organism in Eukaryota, Fungi, Ascomycota, Leotiomycetes, Helotiales, Helotiaceae.